Leptosomus discolor (cuckoo roller) is the source of this 1260-nucleotide messenger RNA. Lineage: Eukaryota; Metazoa; Chordata; Aves; Leptosomiformes; Leptosomidae. The record is from RefSeq and is a predicted model, not a curated record.
GGCACCAAGGAGCGGAUGCUGAUCAAGGUGACCGACCGCGAGCCCAGCUUCCUCAUGCACCAAGGCAACGGCUACACGCCCGAAAACCCACCGGGCACCCGUUCGCGGCGACCCUCGGGGGGCCAACAGUCGCCCAACCUGCAAACUUUCGCCCCCGACGCCGACAACUCCGUUUUCUUCCCGGAGAGGAAGCAGUCGCCUUUCUUGAAGAGGGCUGAGCACGUGGGCAGCUGCUCGCCGCUGCUCGCCCAGCACCGCAAGCACUCCAGCGAGUCGCAACCCUCCUCGCCCCGCUACGCCUACGAGCCCCCCCUCUACGAAGAACCCCCCAUGGAGUACCAGGCACCCAUCUACGAUGAACCCCCCGUGGACAUGCAGUACGAAGCCAGCGGGAGCUACAAAGCCGGCUCGCCGCAGAAAUCGCCCAUCCGUAAACCUCACCCCUUCCUGCAGUCGCCCAAGCAAGGCUCCAACUCGCCCUACCAGCAGCUGGUGCUCACCAAACAGAAGUGUCCCGACCGGUUCAUGAGCCUGGAGUACAGCCCCGCCGGCAAGGAGUACGUCAGGCAACUGGUCUACGUCGAGCAGUCAGGCUCCAGCCCCAAGAUGAAGACGGGUUUGAGGCACAAAUAUUCCCCCAACCCCAUCGGCGGCUCCUACUCACUGCAGCACAGCCCCUGCCUGGUCCGGGACCAACGCUUGGAGAUCAAAUCGGGUGACUACAGCAGCAUGGAGGGACCCGACUUCUGCCCUGGCCCAACGGGUGGCCAGGUGGCCCAGGGCGAGGACUCCAUGUCGUGGUCCAGCCAACAGGACACCUUGUCCUCCACCGGCUACUCACCCUCCACCAGAAAGAGGAAAAGCCGAAAGCCUUCCUUAUCCCACGACCCCAACGCCUCCUCCACGGAUGGCUCAGGGGACCGAGAGGUGUUGGGCGAGCAGAUGCUGGGUGAGGAACGAGCCACCCCGGGACCCAACAGGUCCCCGAUGAACCGGACGGAGAGCAAGGCGGUGGAGGCGGAGGCGGCGCGGGGCUUCCCCGAGCCCUUCCUGGCCCAGGCGCGCCUGGCUUGGGAAGCCCAGCAAGCCCACUACCACAUGAAACAACGGAGCAGUUGGGAUUCCCAAAAGGACGGUUCGGGCUAUGAGAGCGACGGUGCCCUCCCUUUGCCCAUGCCGGGUCCGGUGGUGCGAGCCUUCAGCGAGGACGAGGCGUUGGCGCAGCAGGAGAACAAGCACUGGAAGAGGAACACCUUCGAG